Molecule: messenger RNA, 2782 nt
Organism: Salvelinus namaycush (lake trout)
Lineage: Eukaryota; Metazoa; Chordata; Actinopteri; Salmoniformes; Salmonidae
Product: NLR family CARD domain-containing protein 3-like
Exons: 6
Coding region: 59-2782 (907 amino acids)
Source: RefSeq, a predicted model, not a curated record
CAUGAUUCGGGCCCCGUAGUUCCAGUGAAGGGAAAUCUUAGCGUAUUAUUAAUGUAUUAUGUUUUCCAGAAUCUCCAACCAAACUCAGUCUCUCCAGAGAUCAGUCUCUCCAGUACCCAGUCAUCUGUCCAUGAAGAGUGACUUCUCUAUGCAUCAUCCUAUACAUUUUAGUGAUGGAUCAGGGACCUUUGACCCCAGAAUCUCCAACCAAACUCGGUCUCUCCAGAGAUCAGUCUCUCCAGUACCCAGUCAUCUGUCCAUGAAGAGUGACUUCUCUAUGGAUCGUCCCAUUUAUUUUAGUGAUGGAUCAGGGACCUUUGACCCCAGAAUCUCCAACCAAACUCAGUCUCUCCAGAGAUCAGUCUCUCCAGUUCCCAGUCAUCUGUCCAUGAAGAGUGACUUCUCUAUGCAUCAUCCCAUUUAUUUUCGUGAUGGAUCAGGGACCUUUGACCCCAGAAUCUCCAACCAAACUCAGUCUCUCCAGAGAUCAGUCUCUCCAGUACCCAGUCAUCUGUCCAUGAAGAGUGACUUCUCUAUGGAACGUCCCAUUUAUUUUAGUGAUGGAUCAGGGACCUUUGACCCCAGAGGCUUCUACCACACUCAGACAGCACAGUAUACUGUUCCCAUCUGUCUGUCUAUGAACAGUGACUUCUCCAUGGAUCGUCCUGUUAAUUCCAGUGGUGGUGGAUCAGUUACCUUUGACAGAAGUGGAUGGUCUACUCUGCCAGAGGAUCAGUCCAGGUGUGCAGUGUGUCAGCAGGUUCUGAGGGAUCCAGUGUCUAUCACCUGUGGACACAGGUUCUGCAGACAGUGCAUCACCAGAUACUGGGAGAAACCUGCUCCUUCAGGAGACUAUGACUGUCCUCAGUGUAGAAAGAGAUCCAGGACACGUCCUGUACUACAGCCCCUGACUGAACCCAAUGAUGCAAGAGGCUCUGUAAACCAUAAAGACAGUCUGCAGAGAGCUAUAGUAAACCAUAAAGACAGUCUGCAGAGAGCUGUAGUAAACCAUAAAGACAGCCUGAGAAGGAGGUAUGAAUGUGUGAUAGAAGGCAUCGAAACAGCAGGGAACCAAACUCCCCUCAACAGGAUUUACACAGAGCUCUACAUCACAGAAGGAGAGAGUGAAGGGGUUAACAAUGAACAUGAGGUGUGGCAGCUAGAGACGGCAUCCAGGACACCAACCUCACAUGACACAGCAAUCCACUGCAAUGACAUCUUUAAACCCUUACCUGGCCAAGAGAGAAGCAUCAGAACUGUGCUGACGAAGGGCAUCGCUGGCAUCGGAAAAACUGUCUCUGUGCAGAAGUUCAUCCUAGACUGGGCUGAAGGGAAGGCAAACCAAGAUGUGGACAUCAUAUUUGUGCUUCCUUUCCGGGAGCUGAACUUGAUCAAAGAUCUCCAGUACAGUCUUCUCAGACUUUUAAAUGACUUCCACACAGAACUAGACAUAGGCAAUGCAAAGAAACUCACUGCCUGUAAAGCUAUGUUCAUCUUUGAUGGUUUGGAUGAAAGCAGACUUCCAUUGGAUAUCCAGCGCAACGAAACAGUGUCUGAUGUCACCCAGACAUCAUCUGUUGAUGUUCUGCUGACAAACCUCAUCAAGGGGAAUCUGCUUCCCUCUGCUCUCCUAUGGAUAACCUCCCGACCAGCAGCAACCAAUCAGAUCCCCCCUAAGUGUGUUGACCAGGUGACAGAGGUACGAGGGUUCAAUGACCCACAGAAGGAGGAGUACUUCAGGAAGAGAUUCAGUGAUGAGGACCUGGCCAGCAGAAUCAUCUCACACAUAAAGACGUCAAGGAGCCUCCACAUCAUGUGCCACGUUCCAGUCUUCUGUUGGAUUUCUGCAAUAGUCCUUGAACACAUGUUGAGUACAGACAAGAGGAGAGAGAUGCCCACGACUCUGACUGAGAUGUCCAUACACUUCCUGCUCAUUCAGACCAGCCUGAAGAACCAGAAGUAUCAUGGAAGAGAUGAGAUGGAUCAAGAGGAGCUCAUGGAGUCAGAUAAGGAAAUUAUUCUGAAGCUGGGGAAGCUGGCGUUUGAAAAUCUGGAGAAGGGUAAUCUCAUGUUCUAUGAAGAAGACCUGAAAGAGGCUGGCCUUGAUGUCAAUGAAGCCUCAGUGUACUCAGGAGUGUGCACACAAAUCUUUAAAGAAGAGUCUGUGUUAUUUCAGAGAGUGGUGUACUGCUUUGUUCAUCUGAGCAUUCAGGAGUUUCUUUCGGCUGUCUACAUGUACCAUUGUUACACAACCAAGAACAUGGAUGCACUGAAGCCGUUCCUCAAGAGAAAGUCUAGAGUCGCGUCUGAAGAGCUAACCUUACAUGAGCUGUUGAAGAGGACCGUGGAUAAAGCCUUGGAGAGUAAGAAUGGACACCUGGACCUUUUUGUCCGCUUCCUUCAUGGCAUGUCACUGGAGUCCAAUCAGAAACUCCUACGAGGUCUGGUGACACAGACAGAAAGCAGUCCAGAGAGCGUCAAGAAAACAAUUCGAUCCCUUAAGGUGAUGCAGAGGAAGAACAUCUCCCCUGAGAGGUGCAUCAAUCUCUUCCACUGUCUGAUAGAGAUGAAAGACCAUUCAGUACAGGAGGAAAUCCAAGCGUACUUGAGGUCAGAGAACAGAUCCAAAAACCUCACACAUGCUCAGUGUUCAGCGCUGGCCUACAUGCUGCAGAUAUCAGAGGAGGUUCUGGAGGUGUUUAACCUGAAGGAAUACAAGACAUCAGAGGAGGGUCGUAGGAGACUGCUCCCAGCUGUGAGAGGCUGCAGGAAAGCUCUGUAA